AUGGAGAUGCAGCAAGCUUCGCCUUGCCAGGAGAAGGACCAUCUGCAUUUACCCAUGAGGGAGGCCAGCUACGCCAAGCCCAGAGAGAGUUAUCUGGACCUGGGGGAGGCCAGCUACACCAAGCCCAGAGAGAGUUAUCUGGACCUGGGGGAGGCCAGCUACACCAAGCCCAGAGAGAGUUAUCUGGACCUGGGGGAGCCCAGAGAAAGAUAUCUGGACCUGGGGGAUGCCAGCUACACCAAGCCUAGAGAGAGUUAUCUGGAUCUGGGGGAGGCCAGCUACACCAAGCCCAGAGAGAGUUAUCUGGACCUGGGGGAGGCCGGCUACGCCAAGCCCAGAGAGAGUUAUCUGGACCUGGGGGAGGCCAGCUACACCAAGCCCAGAGAGAGUUAUCUGGACCUGGGGGAGGCCAGCUACACCAAGCCCAGAGAAAGAUAUCUGGACCUGGGGGAUGCCAGCUACACCAAGCCCAGAGAGAGUUAUCUGGACCUGGGGGAGGCCAGCUACACCAAGCCCAGAGAGAGUUAUCUGGACCUGGGGGAGGCCAGCUACACCAAGCCCAGAGAAAGAUAUCUGGACCUGGUGUCGGGAGCAGGGAUGGACCCUGAUGGUGACCUGCUCCCCAGUUAUCUGAACUAUAUGGGGACUAUGAGGACAACACACUCUUCAGGGAGAGCAACACAACACACACACAGUAAGGGUGCCCAGAAGGGACACAGCAACAAACACACUAAGCAUUAUGUAUGAGGAAAACAGAGACGUUUGGUUCUGUGACUAGGAAUGAGCCAUGUGUCACUAAAGA
Messenger RNA from Oncorhynchus nerka (sockeye salmon), 802 nucleotides. RefSeq lists its product as uncharacterized. Lineage: Eukaryota; Metazoa; Chordata; Actinopteri; Salmoniformes; Salmonidae. The record is from RefSeq and is a predicted model, not a curated record. Bases 1 to 747 code for a protein of 248 amino acids. The transcript has 2 exons.